Apodemus sylvaticus (European woodmouse) is the source of this 5191-nucleotide messenger RNA. It is a transcript of the gene Pou6f1, whose product is annotated as POU class 6 homeobox 1. Gene Ontology annotation, molecular function: DNA-binding transcription factor activity, RNA polymerase II-specific; RNA polymerase II cis-regulatory region sequence-specific DNA binding. The record is from RefSeq and is a predicted model, not a curated record. Lineage: Eukaryota; Metazoa; Chordata; Mammalia; Rodentia; Muridae. Bases 398 to 2251 code for a protein of 617 amino acids. The transcript has 11 exons. Gene Ontology annotation, biological process: regulation of transcription by RNA polymerase II.
GGAGGGAGGAGGGGGCGAGGAGGGGACUGCACCUGGCCGCCCCCGCCCCCGGCGUCCCGGCCCGCGCGUGGCCCGCAACCCACGGCCGCUCCGCUCUGCCAGCCCCGGCGGGGGGCCCAGGGGGCGGCGGGUCCCGAGUGGCUCCGGGCCGAGCGAGCCCGGCCGAGCCGCUCCGGCUUCUUUGUCUGCGGGCGGCCGCCCGGGCCGCGGCCCCGGGCCCGGGCUGGAGGAUGAGUGUCUAGCCGGUGGCCGCUGGGCAGCCGGGGAGCGGGAGGCUGGGCUUCGGGCUCCGAGAGUCUGAACAUCGCAUCCUGUCACAUCAGCCUGUGCUUUUCUACCCCUCCUACCCAGGAGGCACUAGGUGUGGGUUGGCACCCGCCCCCACCCUGCAGUGACCAUGGAUCCUGGAGCUGGAUCCGACUCAUCUCUGACUGUCAAUGAGCAGGUAUCUUCUGGGGUCAUUGUGAUGUCAGGCCACGAGACCAUCCGAGUAUUGGAAGUUGGAGUGGACGCCCAGCUCCCAGCUGAGGAGGAGGGCAAAGGCCUGGAGAAUGUGGCAGCUGGUGGCUCCCAGAGUGGAGGCCCCACCGAAGCCAGCGGACCUGCCGGUGAAGCUGGCUCCUGUGACCUGGACCAUUCUGCAGAGACAACUGGGAAGUCGCUGCCUGGAAUCCCUCCGAGUCCCGCCCCGGCCAUUGCCACCUUCAGCCAAGCCCCAAGCCAGCCUCAGGCCUCACAGACCCUGACGCCGCUGGCCGUACAAGCUGCCCCCCAGGUCUUGACUCAGGAAAGCUUAGCCACAGUUCUGACAGGAGUUAUGGUCCCAGCAGGGGCUGUUACUCAACCUCUUCUUAUCCCCAUCGGUAUUACAGGUCAAGUGGCUGGGCAGCAGGGGCUGGCCGUGUGGACAAUCCCUACAGCAACUGUGGCUGCCCUCCCCGGACUGACCGCGGCCUCUCCCAUGGGGGGAACUUUCAAGCCACCUUUAGCUGGUCUCCAAGCAGCUGCCGUGCUGAACACCGCCCUCCCGACACCUGUACAAGCUGCCCCACCAGUCCAGGCCUCCUCGCCCGCCCAGCCCCGGACCCCAGUUCAGUCCCAGCAGCUGUUCCAGACCCAGCCGCUGCUACAGACCACGCCUACCAUCCUCCCACAACCCACCGCUGCAGCUGCCACCGUUGCUGCCCCCACCCCCAAGCCAGUGGACGCCAACCCGCAGAUCACCGUCCAGCCUGCAGGCUUCGCGUUUAGCCCAGGGAUCAUCAGUGCAGCCUCCCUCGGAGGACAGACACAGAUCCUGGGCUCCCUCACUACAGCUCCGGUUAUUACCAACACCAUUCCCAGCAUGCCCGGGAUCAGCAGUCAGAUCCUCACCAAUGCUCAGGGGCAGGUUAUUGGAGCACUCCCGUGGGUAGUGAACUCAGCUAGCGUGGCCACACCAGCACCAGCGCAGAGCCUGCAGGUCCAAGCCGUGACUCCCCAGCUCCUGUUGAAUGCCCAGGGCCAGGUGAUUGCAACCCUAGCCAGCAGCCCCCUGCCUCAACCUGUGGCUGUCAGGAAGCCAAACACACCGGAGUCCCCUGCUAAGAGUGAGGUGCAGCCAAUCCAGCCAACACAAGCCGUGCCCCAGCCGGCUGUCAUCCUCACCAGCCCGGCCCCAGCACUCAAACCAUCAGCCUCAGCUCCCAUCCCAAUCACCUGCUCAGAGACCCCGACCGUCAGUCAGUUGGUAUCAAAGCCGCACACUCCAAGUCUGGAAGAGGACGGGAUCAACCUAGAAGAGAUCCGGGAGUUUGCCAAGAAUUUUAAGAUCCGGCGGCUCUCCCUGGGUCUGACGCAGACCCAGGUAGGCCAGGCUCUAACGGCGACAGAAGGGCCAGCCUACAGCCAAUCGGCCAUUUGCAGGUUUGAGAAGUUGGACAUCACACCCAAGAGUGCCCAGAAGCUGAAGCCGGUUUUGGAAAAGUGGUUGAUGGAGGCGGAGCUCCGGAACCAGGAAGGCCAGCAGAACCUGAUGGAGUUUGUGGGCGGUGAGCCCUCCAAGAAACGCAAGCGGCGUACAUCCUUCACACCGCAGGCCAUAGAGGCUCUCAACGCCUACUUUGAGAAAAACCCCCUGCCCACCGGCCAGGAGAUCACCGAGAUCGCCAAGGAGCUCAACUAUGACCGGGAGGUGGUGAGGGUCUGGUUCUGUAAUCGACGCCAGACACUCAAGAACACCAGCAAGCUGAAUGUCUUUCAGAUCCCUUAGGGCUCAGUGUUCCCGCACUUUGUGCUCUUCCCACAGCAGGCAGCUGGCGUCCACUGCAGUGGCUGCACCAAGUGAAGCUGUGCUUGCCCUAAGUUGUGAGACUCCACCUGUGCAUGUGUGUCAAUGCCUGCCUCUUCUGCCCACAGAUGUCAACCCUGGGGAGGCCAAGGGGCUGCAUGAGAGCCCUAGGCUCUGGGCUGGGCAUGUGGAAGGAGGAGGGGGUUUGUGGGGUCCUUAGAAAAGCACUUUGCCAAGGUGGUUUCUGAAGGGUGAGUUCUGGUCGUGAACCAGAAAGGCUCUGUGUUUGGGACAGGGCUGUAGCAACUCCUGGGAACAACUGUGUAGUAGCUCUUGUUUUGGGUGGCACCCUUUACCCAUCCCCUUGUUCCUCUGUGGUUGUGCCCAUGUGGAAACCCACCUGGUGGGACUGCACCCGCACCCUGCCUCCCUUACUCUGUAUAUGGCACACUGAACCCCUUAAAGGACUGAGGAGAUGGGAUCCAGGGGAGUGUGGUGUGCUGCUCAGACCCGCUGUCUGCCUCGAGGGCAGAAGGUUCCCAAAGUGACGUGGAGGGGUCGGAUGCCUGAGGUCCGGAGUUACACGAGGUCUUUCCCUGGGUCCUGCUGGUGCUAGGUUUGUGCUAAGUCAGAAUGUUCUCUUCUGCAAACCAAGUGGGAAGGAAGCAAGAGUGAACUCUCCCAUCCUGGAGAGUCUUAGGUCUGUGGCAGGUUCGGAAUUUAUAAAGUAAACAAGGCCAUCCACCCAGAUUUUAAUCUAAUCUAAAUGUGUGGCUGUCUUCUAACAUUAGAGCAUGCUAAAGUGUGGGAAAAUGUCCACUGCCCACUUACGCAGGCAGUGGCAGGGAGCACGGAUUCCGACUUUCUCCCUCUCUGUGCCCAUACCCAUCUCAGUCCAGGCCUGAGAUAUCUUCUGAGGAGCAAAUUGAACCAUAAGCCAGACAGCAAGGGACUGACGUGGGGGACAGUAUCCAGAGGGAUGAUUGUCCGGGAAGUUCUUAUUUUGAAGUCUUGUCCAGGCUGACUCAACUCUGGUUUUGUUUGUAACUUUAAGUCUUGGAGGUCUCCAAAGACCUCACUUUGUCCAGUUGUAGACCAAGUGUGUGUGUGAGCAACCCCCUAUCUGCACCACCUCUGAGCCAACAGUGCCCAGGUCAGGGCUUCCCUUGGUAGGUGAUGGCAAUCUGGGGCCUGGCAUAACAUCCAAGCCACCAAGCAGCUUCCAGCCACAGAGAGACUGGCCAGACUUUUCACUUCUGUGCAUUGGCUGGGGACUGUAGCUCAAUGGGAGAGACAGUUUGCAGCACUGAGGAGAUACUAGUAUUUGGUUUCAAACUGUCAGGAAAGGGCUGAGGCGUUUGCUUGGAUAGCCCCUUUACAAGCUGCAGGCAUCGGCUAUCUCACUACUUUUGGGAUUCUUGCUUGUUGGCUUUUUUUUUUUUUGUCUUGAGAUAGGAUCACACUUAGCCCAGGGCUAACCUCAAACUUGGAGUUGAAGAUGACUUGAUCCUCCUGUCUCUUCCUCCCAAGUGUUGGGAUUGCAGUCAAAUGCCCCUGGGCCUGGCUCUUGUCCACCCCAUAGCCUUACAGAGCCUGCUCUCUGGCUGAUGUCGACAUCACAUGAUCUACCUUGAGGGAAUGACUCUCAAACAAGGACACGAUGCCAUCUCCACUGGUCCCAGUGCAGAGACACCAGGGCCCAGCUUCCUCUCCUGAACUCUGUUCCAUUUCCUGAUGACUGCUAGUCCCUCUUAGGUCCUGCAGUGCCAGUGCGGAGGACCUCCUAGUAGCUCUGACACUGAGAGGAAGAGAGGGCAGUUGUGUGCUGAUUACACACACACACACACACACACCACUGCAUUCCUGGUCUGUCAGGUAUAAGGAGACAAGCAGGCAGCUUCCCUGACCCUGCCUCCCAAGAAUAUGUUCCCAGAGCAUUUCUAGGUCAUGUGGUUAUCAGCCUGCUGCCGUAAGAUGGGGAAUCAGGAGGGGCCCUGUAAGAAAGCUUUCAGUAGGGAUGCUUAGAGUCCUGAACCUUAUCCAGGUGAUACACCUGAGAAAAUUAUGUGCAGCUUUUCCUGCUCAGAACCUGCACUCAGGAGGUACACAGUGCUGUGGACAUGGGAGAGGAUGCCAUCUGUUCUGCGCAUAACGGGAAAAAUAAAAUCAUGAACCGCUGGUCUAAAUUAAGCCUGGCCAUGCGUCCUCACCCCAUCCUUUGUCUAAAUCUGUCUUCCCAAGGCUGGGCUAGAAUGAACCAUUUUCUCCUGUGUUGGAAAGACACAUCGGUCUUUCUGAAGAAUGGUCCUGGAGCCCAGAUGUCUGCAGACUUGUCAAGUAAGGGAUGCAAGUGUAUAAAGUGUACCCAAAGUGGGGUUCGCCUUGGCCUUUGAACUCUGCCCCUGCUCCCCAAACUGAGCCACUGAUCUACAGUCUCUGUUAUUCUGGGGAGCAUUAGACUCUUUAAAAAAGUGUUAAUAGCAGUUUUAUUUUAAAAGCACCUUCUUGGACAUAAGCCUGCACUCUUUUGCCCUGGAAAGGGGAGAAUGGGAGGAAGUACUUCGACUGUGUGGUUGGUUUGUUUUAAGUGGACGGGAAGCCAAGACUCUGUCUGGCCCUGCUGAUCAGCCGCGCCCUUCGGCCCUGCACUAUGGCACUUCACCCAAGCAAAGUCCACAGAAGAAACUGGUCACAUGAACCGUGAACACGCGCGCGUGAGUUUGGAAUGAGAACACCUGAAGUGUUCGCGUUCUUGAAAAUCCAGUCACCUUCCUAUGCCCGGGACUCCUUUCCCGCCUGCUGGGUGACAUCCCAACAGUCUCCCAGCAUGCGGCUCACUGCCCACUGAAAACUGGGAAGGAGGGUGGGGUGUACUGCCCGUACUGCCGUAGCGUGUGAAUAAACAGUAUUUUUGCUUUUGUA